UGGAGCGAGCGGCGACGAGCGAGCCGAGAGCAGCGGGCCUCUGGCCCCGGAGCCCGGCACGCCUCUGCGGUCUUCGCGCCGUGGCCUCGGCGGGUAACUCUCCCCCGCCCGCUUCGCUGCGGCACUUACAAGUGAAGAAGCAGCACGACCUUUUGUCUUGGAUAAUUUCUAGUGGAGAGGCUCCAACAAUUUAGCAGCAGCCUCCUGGGCCUCCAGCACCCUUACCACAUUCUACAUCCUCAGGGGACAGAGGGCCUUUGGGAACAGACCCCUAAAAGAAUAGGUGGGCCAGCCAUGAGAGGGUACCUUGUGGCCAUCUUCCUGAGUGCUGUCUUCCUCUAUUAUGUGCUGCAUUGUAUAUUGUGGGGAACAAAUGCCUAUGGGGUGCCACCUGUGGAAAUGAAGAAGAGAAAUAAGAUCCAGCCUUGUUUAUCAAAGCCAGCUUUUGCCUCUCUCCUGAGGUUUCAUCAGUUUCACCCUUUUCUGUGUGCAGCUGAUUUUAAAAAUACUGCUUCCUUCUAUGGUAGCGAUAAGUUUGAUUUGCCCUAUGGGAUAAGAACAUCAGCCGAAUACUUUCGACUUGCUCUUUCAAAACUGCAGAGUUGUGAUCUCUUUGAUGAGUUUGACAAUGUGCCAUGUAAAAAAUGUGUGGUGGUUGGUAAUGGAGGAGUUUUGAAGAAUAAGACGUUAGGAGAAAAAAUUGACUCCUAUGAUGUAAUAAUAAGAAUGAAUAAUGGUCCUAUUUUAGGACAUGAAGAGGAAGUUGGGAGAAGGACUACCUUCCGACUUUUUUAUCCAGAAUCUGUUUUUUCAGAUCCCAAUCACAAUGAUCCCAAUACUACGGUGAUUCUCACUGCUUUUAAGCCGCUUGAUUUAAAGUGGCUGUGGGAAUUGUUGACAGGUGGCAAAAUAAACAUUAAUGGUUUUUGGAAGAAACCAGCAUUAAAUCUGAUCUAUAAACCUUAUCAAAUCAGAAUAUUAGAUCCUUUCAUUAUCAGAACAGCAGCUUAUGAACUGCUUCAUUUCCCGAAAGUGUUUCCCAAAAAUCAGAAACCCAAACACCCAACAACAGGAAUUAUUGCCAUUACAUUGGCAUUUCACAUAUGUCAUGAAGUUCACCUUGCUGGUUUUAAGUACAACUUUUCUGACCUCAAGAGUCCUUUGCACUACUUUGGGAAUGCCACCAUGUCUUUGAUGAAUAAGAAUGCGUAUCACAAUGUGACUGCAGAGCAGCUCUUUUUGAAGGACAUUAUAGAAAAAAACUUUGUAAUCGACUUGACUCAAGAUUGACCCUACAGACUCAGAAGAUGAUGCUAACAGUAUUAGUUUUAUUUUUACACUGCAAUUUUUAGUUUAUUUUUAAAUAUGUUGGAUGUACUUGUCAAGAAAUUAUGUAUAGUAAGUCUUGCUGCCUGGUGCCUCAUAACCACCAGCUUAAUUUCUGUGAAUAUAUUUAAUUUAUGGAAACCAAGACAUGCUAAGAUAUCAGGGAGAGUGAAUUUUUCAUUGCAUUGUUUUAAAAAUAAGCUAGUUUUCUGAGGUGUUUUUAAGUAUCUUUUUAUAGUUACUUCAUCUUAGACUUUUGAAGGGAUGUGACUUCCUAAUAAGUAAGGGGAUUUAGUUUACCACAGCAGAUUUUGAAUGUAACGUGACAUUUGAGAGGUUUAUCAUCUGCCUCCUGUAAAUUGGUGGGGAGCUGGCAUGCGGUGGUGCCUUGAAUGUGGCAUACUGGAACCACUUCAGGCCUCUGUAUCUCUCUCUGGAUAAUUGUUUGGUUCUUUUGUUCUACCUGAGGAACCUGACUGGAAUCUUAAACCAGACCCGAAGCAUGGAUGAUUAGGGAAAUCUAAGAUCAUACCGGCUUAAUGAAGCAUUUUUUUCUACAGUUAAGUUAAACCAUGAUUAUGAUGAGUAGUUUGGUAGAAUGAAGAUGUUUUUUAAGUCAAAAGAAAUAGGAUAAAUAUGAAACUCUGGAUACGUAAAUAACCAAAGAAAGAAAGAAAGAAUGCAAUUCCUAAAGUCUGGUGACUGCAUUAUUUUAAAGAAAGAAAGUUUAUACAAAGAAGCUGAACUAGGCAAGCUCAAGAAGGAGAAAAUUCUUAAAAACAUUUUUUGCCUGGUUUAAUUUAUUCAUUAAAAUUUCGAAGUUUACUGGAAGUAAAUUAGGAAAGACAAGACAUGAAUGAGUAAAAACCUUUAAGAAGAGUCAGUCAAGCUUUUUCUGGAUUUAAAUGGCAUUUUCAUGAGAAACCAAUUGUCCACAUGAUUAAAUCGCAUCUUCAGAUGGAAAGCUUACCUAGGGUGCACCAGCGGAAGAGUGUUGUGGAUUGCAAACAAGCCAGUUGGACAAAAGUGUGCCAAAAAAGAAGAGGAGGAGAUGAGAAGAAACUAGUCACAAGUUGGAUUAAAUGAGAAUUGGUGCCACAGUUGACCUAAAAGUAUCCAACUCUUAGAUUUUGCAGUUUAGGGACUUCAAGUUCAGAACUGAAAGGCAGAGCCAGUAGGUAACAAUGUGGAGCCCAGGGAAAGAAGUUCAAGCUUUAUCACAUUCCAUAGAAUUACAGCCACAUUCAUAUUUAAACGAGCUCAUUUUCUGCUCCCUCCAGUGUGGGGGUGGGGGCGGGGAGGGCAAGUGUAUACAUAACAUCCUAAUUUCAGUUACUGUAUAAAUCCUCUGCUCGAACCAUUUCAACAGCGAAUAAACCCAUUGUUCAAUACAAAGUGCAAACAGUGAAACGUGAACUUAAAUAACUGGGCUAGACCCUGCAUACCAAUAGGAUCUAUUUAGAUUUACAGCUUUCAAUAAAAUAUAAAUCAGCAUUCACAAUAUCUUCCCUUUAACUGUGCCGGUUCCCAAGAUCAAGUAACAGCGAAGCCAGUGUAAUUUUAUGAAACCUUAAGGGCCACAUUUCCUGCACCACUGUCUGAUUCUACUUUUAUAACUGCAUUAACAGGAAAGAAUUUAAUCCAAUAAGCCACAGUGAGUUAAGUCUUUUACAUGUUUCAAGCAAAGAAUAAAAAUUCCAAGGGAAUUUUGUAAAAAAUGGUUACUUUCACAUUUUCAGUUGUUACUUGAUUGUCUCCAAAGCUGUAUAUAUAGCAGACAUAGUAACAUUAGAAGAAAAAAAAAAAACCCAAAACAAAACUCUAAUAUGAAAACAUACGAAUUAAAAGAAAAAGUACAAACCAGUACAACCCUUUGUAUCAGGCUCAGCUCUUCAUUUGGAAAGUAAAAUAUAUAAUAGUAGUAAAAACUAGGUAUUUUAUAAAAAUUAUUGGUAGUUCAAAAACAGCACAGUGGCAAUAUAUGAAUCAAGUCUUAAAACAUGCAUUAUUUAAGAAAACAUUUGCUUCUCAAAAAAAAGUUCUAUGGGAAAACAAUCAGGUACACACAAAAAUAGUAAGCAUCUUUGGAAAAAUGAAAGUUACUGAAAUCAUUUCACUUAAAGCUUCAAACAGGCAUAUGAUUUGAGAAAAAGUAUAUUUUUGCAUACUAAGGAUGAAUAAAAAAAUAAAGCAAUUGGUUUACUCUCUUCCCACCUGAAAGGGGAUGACUGCAUUAAUACAUGUGCUUUACACAUUCAUAGGUUUUAAUAAAAGUUCAACAUCUGUGCUUUUUGUUUCAAACAUUUUGAAACAAAAUGUGUAUUGGUUUUUCAGUGAAUAAAAUUAUGCCUCAAAAGUCUGUUGGAAAAAGGAAAAGCCACUGAAAAUAAGACCAACAAAAUCAUACAACUAGAAGGCGGGGAGGCUGUAGAAACAGGCAGUUCUGUUUUGAAGCAACGUUUUACAAUACUGAUAGACUCACGGAAGCAAGCAAAAUGAACACCGUACAUCAUUAGUCAAAUUUAGCAUAUUCUGCCAUCAUCUGGUGGCACAGGCUAAAAGAAACGACUAGAACCUGAUGGGGAAGUAUAUUUCAAUAUUAAGUCUGCAAACUAAGGUUUAUACUGAUUGAUACAAGAGGGGAUGCCAAGUUUAUACAUUUUAAUCAUGGUCAGCUUCCAUAUCAUCUUACCAGUCUAAAGACUUUUAAAGAUGGUUUCUACACUAACGCUAAUAAGCUGCACAUGGUUUCUAUUUCAGUCAUUUAAACUAGUUCUGGGCAAAUGGUGACAAAGAAGUUGCCCAGAGGUAUCAAAAACAAGACAGGGAUUUUCCCUUGCUAGGAUGCUGAGACAUUUGUUCCCUAGGUAUGAUAUAAAGGACCGCACCCCCUACCACAUAGAUGGCAUAAUCACACAGAGCUGAAGAAUACAUGCUGGGUUUACAUUUCGUAUAGUAGUUUACUGUGGAAAACAAGUAUUUCUUUAUUCCACUAAAAACAACAAAUUACCUUGAGAUUCAAAGAAUAACCUGUAUACAUAAAACCAAAGAGGACAAAUUCGGUUACUUUUUUUGGCGGCUGGGGGUGGUGAUUUAUAUGACUCCCCAGGAGUCAUGAUUUUGCCUUUCACCGUGAUAAAUAUAAGUGGGUAUUGUUUAGUGUUCACUUUUAGAAACCCUCAACUUUUCACAACUCUCCUAGGAAAAAUUCCAUUGCAAGUAAAGUUCGGGGCGGAGAAUCUCCUUUACAACUUCUUAAAUUUGUAAAGUUGUUCCCGUUUUCACAUGGAAACGUUAGGGAAUCUGAAAUAAUGGGGUUGAUAAAGCAAGCAUCACCCACUGAAAAAACUCAAGCAUUUAUAAACACAAGAACGGGGCUGGCCGCCAAGGGCCCCAGGUGGAACAAGCAGGGAUGAGGCCAAGUUGUGUACUAUGAAAUGUUAAAGCUCGUUAGAGUGUCAGAAAGUGAAAAAUCACUCUGCUCACUACAGGUCAGUUUCCCAGCUAUAGCUCUUCCUAAGGAAAGAUGGAUAAGUAUAUGCGACUGCAAUCAAAACAAGGAUAUGUCACUAUUUUAAAAAAAAAAUUCAAAAAGCAAUAUAGGAAUAGAAGAGGAAGAAGUCACGAUAGUACCCACCUUUCACAAAGAGCAGAAUUUCAAGCCAUCAGACAUUUUAUAACAGUACCAUGCGUUAUUGCCAGAAAGGCUUACAGAGCCAUCUCGAGUUCAUCAAUGUAACUGCAGCAUUGGUAAUAAAUACUCUCAGUGAUU
Physeter macrocephalus (sperm whale) is the source of this 5098-nucleotide messenger RNA. RefSeq names its product ST3 beta-galactoside alpha-2,3-sialyltransferase 6 (gene ST3GAL6). Gene Ontology annotation, molecular function: beta-galactoside alpha-2,3-sialyltransferase activity. The coding region runs from base 295 to 1290 and encodes 331 amino acids. The record is from RefSeq and is a predicted model, not a curated record. Lineage: Eukaryota; Metazoa; Chordata; Mammalia; Artiodactyla; Physeteridae. Gene Ontology annotation, biological process: glycolipid biosynthetic process. The transcript has 13 exons.